Messenger RNA from Cololabis saira (Pacific saury), 2554 nucleotides. RefSeq names its product transmembrane protein 164. The transcript is spliced from 6 exons. The coding region runs from base 290 to 1234 and encodes 314 amino acids. NCBI's taxonomy places the organism in Eukaryota, Metazoa, Chordata, Actinopteri, Beloniformes, Belonidae. The record is from RefSeq and is a predicted model, not a curated record.
CUACACUAGCAUACCUUCUGCGGGUUGUACAUGUUGGUUAUUUGCCUUAAUACAGCCUGUAAGCAAACUACCUAAAACAUUACAUGAAUACGAAUCCUCAACUGGGAUGUUUAUAAUGCUUGAAACGGCCCUAACAGCAGCUUGACCGUCCCCGCCAGCGGUCCAGGUGUUGCAGGAAGGUGCAGGGAGCGAGGCUGCAGCUCGGUUCCCUUGACAACAGCUGCCUCCGGCCGCUGACGAGUUCGCCUCCAGCCACGAGGCGAACUAGGACCACGACACCCCGCUGUUCAUGUUUCGCCAAGAAGUCGGCGGCGUCGCGUCUCUUAUUCCGUCUUGUUCGUAUCUUUUCCAGCACGAGAAGAGGAAUAUGUCCCGGUAUAACAUUUACAGCCUGCUGGACUGGAUCUACGGCGGGGUGGACCCCAAGUUCGAGGGCAACGGGGGCCCCGAGUGCGCCGCCUUCCUGGCGCCGCGGCAGCGCGUCGGGGAGAGCCUGGUGAUCGUGCUCAUCUCGCUGCUGGAGAUCGCAGCUGCGCUCAGGAACAUCAGGCUGGCCAGGGAGGUCAGGCAGGUCGGCAGGGACUGCGGGAGAGCCAAAGAGGACAGUCUCGGCAAGAACCUGUUGCUGGUGGCUCUUUGCAUGACUUUUGGAGUUGAGGUUGGGUUUAAGUUUGCGACCAAGACUGUGAUAUAUCUGCUCAAUCCCUGCCAUGUCGUGACCAUGGUUCAGAUCUUCCUGCUGGCCUGCCCUCCGUGUAAAACUGCAAUGGUUGUAUUUAGACUGCAGGUCCACAUGUUGAACGGAGCACUACUGGCUUUAAUGUUCCCAGUCGUCAACACCAGACUGCUACCGUUUGAAAAGGAGAUCUACUACAUCCAGCACUCCAUGCUGUACUUGGUGCCUAUUUACCUUUUCAGGAAAGGAGGUGUGUACAAGCCCGAGCCUCUGGGAGACAUGUGGUGGGCGCUGCUCUCCACCGGCAUCCUGUUCCUCUAUCAUUUCCUCUUCCUGCAGGUCCUCGGCCUGGCGACUGAGGUCAACCUGAACAACAUGCUGUGUCCGGCCGUGUCCGACCCGUUCUACGGGCCGUGGUACCGGGUGUGGGCCACGGGCCACCAGACCUUGCUGACCCUCGUCCACGGGAAGUUCCUCACACUCGUCUCCCAACACAGCGGCUCCGUCUGCAGAUACCUGCUGGACACGCUCCGACUCCGCAGCAAGAAAGUCGACUGAAUGUCCAGGAAGAAGCACUCGCAGCCUCUCGCUCCGAAUGCCCUCUCUUAAAAAUGAGAUUAAGAAAAAAAAAACACAAAAAAAGAAAGAAAGUAAUAAAAAAAAAUCAACAUUUUAACGCAUCUUUUAAGACUUUCCCUCUGUUCCGGUGGAAGGAGGGGGCAGUUCGGGGCCAGUGAAUCAGUGUGUCAUACUUGUGUUGUCAUUGGCUUGCAUACGUAUUUGCAUGCACAAACUGUGAUGUGCAUUUCAAAGCUGGUAGUUAGCGUUGUGGGGCUGGCCGGCUUUCGCUGGAAUAAAACUUCCAGUCGUGUCGGUGGGUCUGCGGGAGAUUUCUCAAGCUGCCUUAAAGAGUAGACUUCUGAGGGCAGGAAUGGAGGGUCCCCCACAUGUCACUGAUCUGCAGUCGUUACACCUUCAGUUCUUAACGUGGUAGUUGCAGUAGAUCGUGCGUCGGUGGGAAAAAGCUGUCAUUUCAUUUGUCGCAAGUGCGCUUCGAAGCAGAUUGCAAAUGUGAGCUGUCGUAAAAGUUCCUGCUUGUUUAUAGUGUGAGGAUGUGUAUGAUCUCCUCUUAGUGUUGUCAUGACUGAAAACAGAAACUUUGUGGCAUUCCCGAAAGUGUCUGAAAGCGUGUGCGUGUGCGUGUGCGUGUGCGUGUGCGUGUGUGUGUGCGUGUGUGCGUGUGUGUGUGUGGUUUUGUUUGCUUGUCUCCAGCGUGUUCAGAACAUUCCAGCUGUGAUAAUCAGGGGACGUGAGGAUGUAUUUCAUGCUGCGAUCCAAAGCGAUGAAUGAGGAUCUACUGUAGAACGCUAUUAUCACCUCUACCAAGGAGGUCAUGUUUCUAUUUUGUGUUCUUUUAUCGUGCUGUUGGAUCACAUUUAGCAAGGUGCAACCUUGAGAUCACUGCUGGAUUAAAUGGGUUGCUUGACGAGAUAAAAGGGAUCUUAAUAAAACGUGCAUCUGUGCUGGAGUCAUGCAACGCUGCGACACUUGAAGAGCACUUCUUCCUUGAUCAAUGAGCAAAUCUUUUAAAGCAUCUUGUAUUCACUCCAACACAACUGUAACAAGUCACAUUCAUAAAAAUGUGUCUGACCCGCAUGAAGUCACUCUGGGUUAUUUAUUGAUGUUUCUUUGGAAAGAAAGUAUUAACCAACACUGAUAAUUGGAGGAUGUCAGUCAUGGAAAGAUAAGAUGUCAUGUACUGAGGGUAUGUGUUACUGUAACAUGUUCUAUGUUUCACUGUAAGGUUGGAAGGAGAGAAAACUUUUGUAUUUCAAUCAGUUUGAGUAUGUGUGCUGUAUUGACAAUAAAAGGGAUUUC